This is a messenger RNA of Nerophis lumbriciformis (worm pipefish), 903 nucleotides long. It is a transcript of the gene lrata, whose product is annotated as lecithin retinol acyltransferase a. Gene Ontology annotation, cellular component: rough endoplasmic reticulum. Gene Ontology annotation, molecular function: phosphatidylcholine-retinol O-acyltransferase activity. The record is from RefSeq and is a predicted model, not a curated record. Gene Ontology annotation, biological process: vitamin A metabolic process; retinol metabolic process. Lineage: Eukaryota; Metazoa; Chordata; Actinopteri; Syngnathiformes; Syngnathidae.
GUCAAGAUGAUCAACUUGUUCACGUUCCUGGUGGAGAAGCUCUCCCUCCUCUGCAACCUCAAAGUCUUCUUCGCGGCCACGUCCGUGCAGGGGCCCGACAGACCCACGCAGCGUGGACCCCCGCUGCGCAGGGGGGACCUGCUGGAGGUGCCCAGGACUCUCUUCACGCACUUCGGCAUCUACCUGGGCGACAACAAGGUGGCGCACCUCAUCCCGGAUAUCCUCCCCAUGCUCACCCACGACCGCCGGCUCCUCCGCUCCGUGGUGACCAACAAGCGGCUGGUCGUGGGCUGCGUGUACAAGUGCGCCUCGGUGCGAGUGGACACGCUGGAGGACUUCGCGUACGGUUCGCGCAUCCUGGUGAACCGCAUGGACGGCGGCGUCGCGGCGAAGGCGCUGCCCGGGGAGGAGGUGGCUCGCAGGGCGGAGGCGCUGGUGGGCAGCGUGCCCUACAGUCUGCUGUGGAACAACUGUGAGCACUUUGUCACCCACUGCAGAUACGCGCGCGCGGCCAGCAGGCAGACCGAGCAGUUCUGCGAGUAUCUGAAGUCACUUAUCAGAGACCAGCGCAGCAUCUUGGUCACUGGAAUGCUCGGCAUCGUCUCCAUUGUCUUUUUCGGCAUGGCUCCUUCCACGACGUUACCCACAAUCCUUAUUCCCUUCACUCUGUGGAUGGCAGGAUGAUUUAAAUACUCAGACUGAAAACAUGUCGCUUACAAUGUAUAUAGUUUGCUAUGUGCCUUGUAGUUUGUCUAAACUUGAAGUUAGUGCAUCAUCUAACACAGUUUCUAAUGAUAUUUCUUGCUGUAAUGACAAUAACUGGCUUAUUUCUUCAGCAUUAUAGUGGAUAUUUUUUUAGUUGUGUACAAUAUUGCGAUGUAAAUAAUAAAAAUGUUAUUUUUA